Molecule: messenger RNA, 2202 nt
Organism: Penicillium mononematosum
Lineage: Eukaryota; Fungi; Ascomycota; Eurotiomycetes; Eurotiales; Aspergillaceae
Product: threonine--tRNA ligase THS1
Exons: 5
Coding region: 1-2202 (733 amino acids)
Biological process (GO): threonyl-tRNA aminoacylation
Cellular component (GO): cytoplasm
Molecular function (GO): threonine-tRNA ligase activity; ATP binding
Source: RefSeq, a predicted model, not a curated record
AUGAUCAAAGAGCUCCCCGUGCGGCCCGCCGCUGAAGCGCAGGCCAAAAACGCAUCUGAAGCUGCCGCUGCCCCUCCAAAAGAUGCGAAUGCCAAAUCCAAGCAGGCCCCGAGCCCCGAUACCCUUCCCGAGUUCAUGAUCGAGCGAAACAAGCUCUUCGAGGAACUCUGGCAACAAUAUCUGGAGGAGACCAAGACCCGUCCCCACCCAGAGAUCAACGUUACCCUUGACAUUGGCGACGGCAACCCCCCCCUCCUCGCCUUCGAGACCACUCCUGGAUCUUUCCUCCGCGAUGUUCCCAAGGACCUAAGUGCCAAUAUUGUUAUUGCCAAGGUUGAUGGAGAACUGUGGGAUUUGAACCGACCUCUAGAGAAGGACUGCAGUGUGCUUCUUGUGCCCUUCAGCAACCCAGAGGCCCGCGAAGUUUUCUUCCAUUCGUCCGCCCAUGUCUUGGGCGAAAGCACAGAAUGCGAGUACGGAUGUCUUCUUUCCCACGGUCCGCCUACCCCUCAGGGUUUCUUCUACGAUAUGGCCAUGCCGGACGGACGGGUUGUCCGUGAAGCCGACUGGAAAGCGCUUGACACCAGGGCGUCGCGUAUCUUCAAGGAGAAGCAAAGCUUCGACCGAUUGGAGGUUUCCAAGGAGAACCUCAAAAAGAUGUUCGCAUACAGCAAAUACAAGCUGCACUAUAUUGACAAGCUCGUCACCGGCGAAAGCAGCACCGUCUAUCGUAACGGUACCCUUGUCGAUCUCUGCCGAGGCCCUCAUAUUCAGAACACUGGCAAGAUCAAGGCCUUCAAGAUCAUGCAGAACUCAUCGGCCUACUUCCUUGGCGACCAGUCCAACGACUCUCUGCAGCGUAUUCGCGGUGUUGCCUUCCCAGACAAGAAGCUAAUGGCUGAGCACUUGAAAUUCUUGGAAGAAGCCGAGAAGCGGAACCACCUGAGAAUCGGCAAGGAGCAAGAGCUGUUCUUCUUCGAUGAGGUGUCCCCCGGCUGCCCAUUCCUCCUCCCCAACGGAACCAAGAUCUACAACCAGAUCCAGUCUCUUCUGCGUACUGAAUACCGCAAGCGAGGCUACCAGGAGGUCCAGACCCCCAACAUGUACGAUGUUGGUAUCUGGAAGACCUCCGGACACUGGGAGCACUACAAGGAUGAUAUGUUCAAGCUGGAUGUCGAGAAACGUGAGUGGGCUCUUAAGCCCAUGAACUGCCCUGGGCACUUCAUUAUGUUCGGCCAUCGUGAACGUAGUUACCGCGAGCUUCCUAUGCGUAUUGCAGACUUCGGUGCCCUGCACCGCAAUGAGGCUUCGGGUGCCCUGAGUGGUCUAACACGCGUACGUCGUUUCCAUCAAGACGAUUCCCAUGUAAUAUGUGACAAGUUGUCUAUUAUGUCUGAAGUUGAGGGCCUGUUCGACUUCUUGCAGUCCAUAUAUGGGCUGUUUGGCUUCACCUUCAAGUUGAAGCUGUCCACCCGCCCCGAGAAGUACAUGGGCGCGUUGGAGACCUGGGACCACGCCGAGGACCAGCUCAAGAAGGCCUUGACCAAGUUUAAGGGUGAUGAUUGGACCAUUAAUGAGGGUGACGGUGCCUUCUACGGACCCAAGAUCGACAUCACUAUUGCCGAUGCCCUCCAGCGUGAGUUCCAGUGCGCCACCAUUCAACUCGAUUACCAGGCCCCGAUCAACUUCAAAAUGGAGUACAUGACCAAAGAGCAGAGCCAGACGGAGCAGCCCAAGGAGGGUGAGACCAGGGGCGACGAGCUUGCCCCCGGCCGUGCUCGUCCUGUUGUCAUCCACCGUGCUAUCAUUGGCAGUUUCGAGCGAUUCCUGGGCAUCUUGAUCGAGCACUUCGGUGGCAAGUGGCCCUUCUGGAUCAGCCCUCGCCAGAUCCUCAUUGUUCCAGUUAUGCCUGCCGUGAAUGACUACGCCGAGGAGCUACAGAAGAUCUUGCAGGGUGACAAGCUGAGUGUCGAUAUCGAUAUCAGCGGUAACACCAUGCAGAAGAAGAUUCGCACUGGCCAGCUGGCUCAGUACAACUUCAUCUUCGUUGUCGGCGCAUCGGAGCGUGAAACGAGGUCUGUCAACGUCCGCAACCGCGAUGAUCCUGCCACUCAGAAGCAGGGCGUGAUGGUGCCCCUUGAGGAGGUGCGGAUCAAGCUCAAGGCUCUGCGCAAGGAGCGUCGGUUGGAGAACGCUCUGUAG